UUUCACCUUUUUCCUUUUACCCAAAAUGCUCGAGUACGUUUGAGUGAGUAUGGAGCGCUUUAGCUGUCAUGUAAUAACACGAUAAUAGGAUCAGGAAAGAGGGUGAAGGGACAUUCUGACGGGAUACACAAGUAUACAGUUGGAAACAUGGCUGUAAAAGAAGAAGGAGAGGUUUUGCACUGUAAAUUCAAGCAUCACGAUGGGGUUGGCAAUGCAAACAGCACAGAAAGCUUCAGGAACGGCUACGUGAAGAGCUGCGUCACCCCUUUAAAACAAGACCACCAAGGGGGGUUUUUAUUCACUGUCUGUAGGUUUUGCAAUGCUGAUUUAUUAGGUUCAAAACGACUUCGGGCUUCGGUCCUAUACAUAGGUGCAUUCGCAGUUUGUGCAGUUUCGUUACUAAUUUCUAGGAGCUUGCAAAGUGGACAUUUCUUCUUGGAUCUGCGGACUUUUCUGCUGGGGCUUUCACAAUCUGUCAGUCCCCUCUUCAGUAUAGGCUGUGCGUUUUUCUUUUUAACAAUUUACCUGAGGAGAAAAAAGCGGGAAAGCCAUAGGACCUGGUUCGUGUCGCUGCCUGCAUCAUGCUAUUUGGGGGAUUUCUUGGUUUCGGUGUUUUUGCAGCUGGGAGAGUAUCCCCACCACAUGCAGAUGGUGGGCAGAUUACUCUUUGUGUUGGGUUGUGUCGGUUUGCUGACACUGGUCCCAACUUUGAAACUGAAACACAGUGUCCUAAUCUUGAUUUUCGCCAGCCUGGUGUGGCUGGUAUCCUUCACCAGCCUGGGAUGUCUGCCUGUGUACAUGAGACCCAUCUCGGCUUGCCUGGCGGGGGUAUCUGGCUCUCUCCUGGCGCUUUGUUUCGACAAUUAUCACCAACCUAGGGAAACAUCGCACCGGAUCCCAAACGAGGAGAAAGUGCCUGUCAUCCGACCUCGGAGAAGGUCCAGUUGUGUUUCUUUGGGAGAAACGUCAACCAGUUACUAUGGCAGUGGUAAAGUCCCACGGAGACCGUCCCUGCCAUGCAUUUCCAGAGAACAGAUGAUUCUGUGGGACUGGGAUCUGAAACAGUGGUACAAGCCACAGUCUCAGGGUGCGGCCAGCGGGAACGGGGUGGACCUCUCCGUCAUCAACGAGGCGCGGAACCUGGUUUCGGACCUGCUGUCGGACCCCUCGCUGCCCCCCCACACCUCCACCUCUCUGCGCAGCGUGUCCCGCCUGAUGGGCACCUUCUCCGGCUCCUGCCGCCCCCGCCCCAACCCCUUCACCCCCUUCCCCGGGUUCUACCCCUGCGCCGAGGCGGACGACCCCGCCGAGAGGAGCGAGAGGAAGCCGCCCAAGGGCAUGGGUAGCAGGAGCAGCCUGCCCACCCCCCAGCUGCGCCGCAGUUCCACCUCCUCCCCCUCGGAGGCGCCCUCUUCCCGCUGGGAGCGCACCAGCAACAAGAGACCCCACCCUGAACUCAGUGCCACCAGCCUGGGGUGUCUGUCCAAUGGACCCAGUGCUAACCUGCUGACCAUUCCCAAGCAGAGGUCCUCCUCCGUCAGCCUGACCUACCACGCUGGGCCCAGGAGGGCAGGUACAUCCCCCGGCCUGAGUCCCGUAAACUCCCCCUCUCACCCGCCCCCCGCCGCGGGCUCCUCCCUGGCGCUGCGCUCCUCCCCCGUGGAGUUCCCGGACACGGCCGACUUCCUGACCAAGCCCAGCGUCACCCUGCACAAGCCGCUGGGCUACGCCCUCAGCUCGCCCGACUUCCAGCAGCAGCUGCGCUGUUCCAGCCUGUGCGCCAGCUGUGGGCGAGCGACGCUGAAGGGCACGCCCUGCGCAGAGGUGGCCGAGGGCCUUGCGCCGCCCCCUGCAGAGGCGGAGCUCAGACACACAGCGGGUGAAGGGACGGAGGACGCGGCGGACGGGCGAGACAGGGCGGGGCUGGACGGAGGGGCGUGUCCAGACCUGGAGGAGGCGGAACAGGAGCAGCAGCAGCUGCAGGAGACGGAGGUGCAGUCAGGAGUAGAAACCUUUAUUAUUUCCCGUGGGAAAAUUUGUUUCGCAGCCAAACAAAAUCGCAGCACAAGCGAGCAGGACUUCUCCUUGGACCCCCUGUUGGAGGAACAGGAGACCCUCAUGGAGACGCUCAACAACUGGAACUUCCAGAUCUUUGACCUUGUGGAGCGGACCGGAGGGAAAACGGGCAGAAUCCUCAGCUAUGUUACGUACACUCUGUUCCAGGACACCGGCCUGUUUGAGAUAUUUAAAAUCCCCAUGCGAGAGUUCAUGGCAUACUUCUGCGCACUUGAGAACGGCUAUCGGGAUAUACCUUAUCACAACCGGGUCCACGCCACAGACGUCCUGCACGCGGUCUGGUACCUGACCACACAGCCCAUCCCGGGGUUCCAGCAGAUCCACAAUGAGCAUGUGACAGGAAGUGACACGGACUCGGACAGCGGGAUUUCCCCGGGCAGGGUGGCCUACGCUUCCUCCAAGUCCUCCUCCGUCUCAGACGACAGCUACGGCUGCCUGACCUGGAACGUCCCCGCCCUGGAGCUCAUGGCCCUGUAUGUAGCGGCAGCGAUGCACGAUUACGACCACCCCGGCCGCACAAACGCCUUCCUCGUGGCUACUAAUGCCCCACAGGCGGUGCUGUACAACGACCGCUCGGUGCUGGAGAACCACCACGCAGCCUCCGCCUGGAGCCUGUACCUGUCUCGCCCCGAGUUCAACUUCCUGUCCAACCUGGACCACGUGGAGUUCAAGCGCUUUCGCUUCCUGGUUAUCGAGGCCAUCCUGGCCACCGACCUGAAGAAGCACUUUGACUUCCUGGCGGAGUUCAAUUCGAAGGUAAAUGAUGUGGACAGUCCAGGAAUUGACUGGACUAAUGAGAACGACCGGCUGCUGGUCUGCCAAGUGUGCAUUAAGCUGGCGGACAUCAACGGACCGGCCAAGUGUCGCGAGCUCCACCUCAAAUGGACUGAAGGCAUUGUCAAUGAGUUUUAUGAACAGGGUGACGAGGAGGCGAGCCUGGGACUUCCCAUCAGCCCCUUCAUGGACCGGUCCUCUCCCCAGCUGGCCAAGCUGCAGGAGUCCUUCAUCACCCACAUCGUGGGGCCGCUGUGCAGCUCGUACGACGCCGCUGGCCUGCUGCCUGGAUACUGGAUGGAUGAGGAGGGAACGGAGGACGAAGCGGAGGAGGAAGAGGAGGAGGAAGCAGACAACUCAGAAACGGAUGAUGAGGAGUUGGAAGAGGAGCUUGAACCAAGUCAUAAAAAAAGGAGAAAACGACGACGGCGGCGGCUUUUCUGCAACAUCAUGCAUCACCUGACAGAGAACCACAAGGUUUGGAAAAAGACCAUCGAGGAAGAGGAGAAGAGCAAAGAGCCCGGCAAACCGCCUCCCCAGCCGACGCCCUCCGAGGCCCCGCCCCUGUCCUCCACCUCCGAGGACAUACAGGUGAUUCAGGAGGAGGCGGAGGAGGAAGAGAGGCCGUAGCAACGGACAGGGGUGGAACCCAGAUUGGAAACUGGCAGGACUUCCUAGGGAGGGGUACGUGUAUGCGGAGGGGUACGGCAGGGGAGGUGAGACCCCCCUAACACCCCCCCCCCCCCCCCCCCCCCCCCUCCCCGACACACACGGGCGAUGGAGCCAUCCUGCUGGACCUCUCCUUGAUACGCUGAGCUGUGGUGCUGACGCCCCCCUACACUGAAGCACGCCUGCAUCGGCUCAGAAAAAAAGGCCUUAUUACUGUGAGCGGACUCCUCCCGCAAAUCCUAUGCACUUUGACCCCACGGGGGAAUAAGAUAUAAACAAACAAUGAAAUGACAGAAACAACCCUUGUUCUCUGCAGAUGGGGAGGGGGCAGUUUUUUUUUUUGGGGGGGGGGGGGUGCGGCAUCAGGAAUGGAUGGAGAGCGGGGCAAGGAUGCAAUCUCUGUGUCGUUGAGUUAUGCAGCUGAUGCUGUCUGGUUGACCGCAGAGAGCGUUUUGAUAUCUGUGAGGUACUAAAAAUAAAAUAAUAAUAUGCCUCUUUUAAAGUGAUUGAAGUUACCAAAGUGAAGAAAUCGAGAGGGCAGCGUCUCUGUGACUGAUUCAGGCUCUGCCGGAAACAAAAACAAGAAAAUAUAUAUUUAAAAUAUAUAUGAAACAUAUAUAUUUCAAAUGUGCCUGUCCCAUCAUAUACUCAACUCAAAACAGUUGAGGCUGCAUAUAGACAAAUAGUUUAUUUUUUUAUUUUUAUUUUUGUUUUUGUUGCACAAACUGUGCGGUCUCUCUCCGCCCUUGGGCUAAUGACACGAAACACUGUAUACGCAGACUCUGUUAGUGGAAGCGCUGACAUUUUGACUGAAGACAAAUGUGCUGCCCUUAUUCUUUAUGAUGCCUUCUACCCUUGUGUGUAGCCUGCCUCGUUCAUUUCUUGUUGACAUAUAUAUUUUUUGGAAUGCACAGUGGUUCUGAAAACUUGCUCCAUUCUGAAUGAGGGAUAUUUCAUUUUUAAAAUCUUUAUAUGUCUACAUACACAGAGACAGACAUAAGCGCGCAUGCACACACAUACGCACACACAUACAUGCACGCACACGCACACAUGCACAUACUGUAUAUACAUUUUUCACUUUUUCUCAGGAUGCACAUUAAUAUUAAAUUAUUUUGCAAGAGUUCUGGUGCAAAGUCAUAAUGCCCCCCUGCCCAAGUGCUUGGUAUGACUGAUUCCACAGAAAACGGGUGAGCUGCAUCACUGAAUGUGAAAAGUCUUUUGGUACAGUAUGGCACGGACCAGAACCUGAACAUACUAACCAACAAGGAGAUGCAUAGUGCACAGGGAUGGCUAUUUUUCUGCUGACUUGCUGUUGGCAUUAUUGACAUGUAUUCCUGGUUCGGGCUGCCGGGUGGCUCAUCCUGUUAAGGCACUGAUGUGUGUGUGGAUGGGCCCCUUGGUUUUGUAUGGAUGAAUCUGGGCCAUGCAAGUGUUGGCUGUGGCUGGCAGCUGUAGAAUUGCCUGGAGAAGGAAAUGCAUUCAGACUGCAGGGACGUGUCUCCUCAUGCACUAGCACCCCCCUCUGGUCAUUCUAGUCUACAGGCACAAAUUGCACAUGAAGUGUCCUCUUUAAUUCAGUGUGUGAGUUUCACGGCUGUGUUGCAGAGUGACUAGAAGCAGUGGCUUGAUUGAGCUUUCAGGGAAGAGAGUGUACUUGUGUGCACUGUCCCGAAUCGACUAGAGAUCGCAGCGAUGAGCAUGAGCACACACAAUUCCGGCGCUCCAAAUUGGGUGUACAUGGGGGUUAAAUUGGAAAGAACAUGCGUUCUUGCAAAACCUCGUUGUUUUCUUCAGAAUAACUUACUGCUGAUUCCUGUGCGACACUGUCUGUCUGUCAACUGUCAAACUGUCAAAGUCUGUCAAAUGUAUGUCCGAGGCCAGUGAGCAAAUUAGCAGCGUUCAGCGUUCCCCUGGAGAGCGGCUGCUGAGCUUUUUUAAUGGUUUUGUGCUGUACCACAUAGGACACAUACAAUUUCUAUUUUUCUCUGAAGCAAGAACUUUCAGCAUUCCACUAGAAGUCGGAAAAAAAGCAAUCACGUCGGACAUCAUGAAGGCCAAGCUCCUUCACUGAGUUUUUAUAGAAACGUGUUCCGACGAUGAUCAAUGUUCUCAAGCAGCCAGUGUAACUCAAGCUAGUGUAUUUAAAAGGAGAAUUCAAAAAUGCGCACCUUUUACUACCAAACAAGUGUUUAACCUCUGCACAGAAAGAGUAUCUGCAUAUAUAUUUUUUAAAUAAUCAACUGUAUCACAAUGCAUCUGUUUUAUAUGUGUGGUUGACAUGAUGUUCUACACACAGAAACCUGUGAUUAUCAUCCUGUCUCUAGUGUUUUUAUGAAAUACUAUUUACGGGUGUGAAGUCUGGGAUGUCGAGAAACUGGGAUUUGGUGUUAAUUCCUUUGGGUACAACAUGUGUGUUCCAUAACCUCACUUAUCUUGGACCUCUUUAGUUUUGCAUUGUUAUUCAGUCCAAGUUGUUUUUCUUCUUCUUUUUUUUUUGCCGAACCAAUGAAGGGGUUCCCAAACUGGUUCCAAUGACCCCUGAGUGUCCAUGAAGAAGACUAAGGGGGUCUUCUACAAACUUUAAAAAAUAUUUUACCCUUUUUAAGAAAUUUUUAAAAAAUAUUUCCAUAUAUCAUAUGAAAACGUCACAUAUUAGACUUAUUUUCAGGUAAGCUAACCCUCUUCUAUUUAAAAAUCCUGGUUUUGGUCAUUAUUAAAUAUUUAGAUUAUCCUAAAUAGUUUUAUGUCUUGUAUGGAUCUAUGAUAUAACCUUGCUUCCAUAUAUCACUGGGUUAAAUACUUGGUUUUAGCCAGUAAUACAGUUAGAUACAGGUGUCUAAAGAUCACAUCCUCAUCCAGAGUGAUGACAUUUUAAGAGCCACAAAUUGGACAAAGUUUGGGAACCCCUACCCUAGUGCUCUCAGGAUUUUUUUCCCACAAUGCACUGCUCAGUGUGGAACAGAAGCAUGACGCAACCGUAGGAAGGCACAAAACUAAAAUGAAUGAGGAAAAAUACAUAUGCUAUUACCUGGAUACCUGGCCAAAGGUACCUGUUUCCUCGCCAGCAGAGGGGAAUCUAGUGUCCCUUUGUCUGGCACAGGCCCAUCUGUGCUGCAGGUUUUCCUUUUUGAGUCAUUAAGCCACACCCCUGCUGUAGCAUUAUGUCAUUAGUAGCGCAUUCUCCCAGAGCACUCAAAUCAACCACAGUGUAUUGUCAGAUUAAUCAGAUUUUAUGAAUGACUGUCACCAGUAUGUAGCACCUAAAUGUGUAUCUCAGAUGUAAUGUUUAAACCUUACGAAAUAUAUGUGUGGCGGGGAGGGUAAAAGUCUCUGGUCUAUCAUUUUUAGUUUUGAAGGUGUGUGUGUGUGUGUUUUUUUUUUUUUUUUUUACAGCAAAUAUGUUUUUGUGUGUAACGUAAUAUGUUGACUAUAAAAUCCAAAGUUCAAGGAAUAUAUUUUAAUAAAUGUUGAAAUACACUGCAUUGUAUCAUUUCUCCUUUUACUUGUGAAAGCUAUGCAUAUAGCAUACUAUUUCAGUGUAUAUUAUUGUGUGUGUGUGUUUGUGUGUGAGGAUGUCUGUAUCUGUUGUUGACCGAUUGAUAUUGUGCAUAUAUGCAUCAUGUUCUGAUGGACUCUUGUCUGCUUGCUGUUAAUACUCAAACAUACAUUUAAUCUUCUGCUAUUUAACUUCAGAGACUUAGGCCUAGACCAUAUGGUAGUUCUGUAUGGAUAUUGACAGAGGAAAUCCACAGGGAACUUCGGCUCUUGGGAGAUGGUUGAAAAUGGCUGAUUGUCGGAGUUUAGCUCUGAAUGCAGGGUGAUCUUUGUGCUCAGUCCAUCAGAGACUGGUGACACGGUUGUUCAUCUGCCGCUGUUUUGACGUGUGUGACUGUCAGGGAGAAGUCUCCGCUCUGUUCACAACGCUACGCUCGCUGUCUGUGUCCCACGUCCCCGGGGGGGCGAUGAAAACAAACUGGCAUCCCAGCGGACAGCCUUCGGUUUGUUUCAGCUGUCACUCACGAAACCGCGAGGAAGCUCGAUUAUAAAUCACCAAGAGAUUUAGAGGGCUCUGCUGAAGUGAACCUAACCACCAAAAAGUUGCUGUUUUAAGAGGCAGUUGUUUGUAUGGAUGGGUAUUAUUUGCAUGCUGUGGACCUGCAGCAAUGGCAGAUUGGUUGCUGUUAUUUAGCCUUUUUUUUCCACAACUGGCUUGUCUAAAGCAAAAGGUUGAUGUUUAUUUAUUUGUCCUUUUUGGUUUCAUUUUUAUGUGAAAAUAAACUCUUUGUCCUCUUC
Molecule: messenger RNA, 7812 nt
Organism: Anguilla anguilla (European eel)
Lineage: Eukaryota; Metazoa; Chordata; Actinopteri; Anguilliformes; Anguillidae
Product: cGMP-inhibited 3',5'-cyclic phosphodiesterase B-like
Exons: 16
Coding region: 148-3480 (1110 amino acids)
Biological process (GO): signal transduction
Cellular component (GO): membrane
Molecular function (GO): protein kinase B binding; 3',5'-cyclic-AMP phosphodiesterase activity
Source: RefSeq, a predicted model, not a curated record